AUGGCAGGCUACGGCUCUUUAGGCGGAAGGGGUCAAGAUUCUCUUCUCGAUAAGAUACAGGACUCAAUCUUCGCUUUCGCAUCGUCUCUUCCAUGCGCUGCCGAUCUUUGUCAAACAUUCGGGGGAGGAAAUGCAGGAUCAUCUUCUGGAACCUCGAAUAAUGCUGUUAGUGGGACAUUGAAGCUAAAUGGAAGGAAUGUACAGAUUGUCAAAUUACUGGGAGAAGGAGGUUUCAGCUUUGUGUAUCUGGCAAGAGAUCGUGAGAGCGGUAGGGAGUUCGCAUUAAAGAAGAUAAGGUGUCCCGCUGGUUCAGACGCUCUUCCUCUAGCAUUAGCCGAAUUGGAAGCUCAUCGUCGAUUCAGAAGCCCGAAUAUCAUGCAGCUCCUCGACAGUGCAGUCGUUCAAGAUGCUGAUGGAAAGACUGUUUAUCUCUUCUUACCUUUUCAUCCGAUGGGAAAUGUUCAAGAUUAUAUCAACAAAAAUCUAGCCUCGAAUCGGAAAUGGGCGGAAAAGUCAUUGCUUGAAGUGUUCUUGGGCUCUUGCCUUGGUGUUAAGGAACUGCACAGCUACAAACUGAAAGAUGUUGGAGCCGAUCGGGGAGGAAUGACAAUUCCCUCCUCACAGGAUGACGGAGAUCACGAUGGCGCAGCUGAUCAAGCUCCAUUGCUUGAUACCCAAAGCGGAAGGAUACCGAAUCAUGACGAUGAUGAUGACGACGAAGACGAAGAAGGCCCUUUUGGUGCUAGUGCAGCUGUUGAUGGCUCUGAGCCCAUACCGUCUUACCCUCCCCAACCAAAGCGGAACGCUUAUCAAGAACGCCAGCCCAGACCGAGCGGAGAAGAUCUUCAAGGUCUUUCAAAAGGAGAUUUGGUACCGUAUGCACAUCGAGAUAUCAAGCCGGGAAAUAUCAUGUUAUCACAAGCUUCAACGGAAGAAGGUGAAGCGGUCUUGCAUCCUACUUUGAUGGACUUUGGAAGUACAGUAAAAGCAAGAGUACAUAUAAAAACCAGAAGGCAGGCAAUCGCAGAACAAGAUGUUGCCGCUGAAAGGAGCAGUAUGGCUUAUAGAGCGCCAGAAUUGUUCGAUAUUAAAACGGAUACUACACUAACAGAAGCUGUGGACAUUUGGUCUUUGGGUUGUACACUUUAUUGCAUGAUGUACUCUUAUUCACCAUUCGAAACGCCAACCAUGAUGGAACAAGGCGGUAGCGUGGCAAUGGCAGUCUUACAGAAUAAUUGGAAGUUCCCUACUGACAACGAUUCAUACAGUCAGGCAACAAGGAAGAUCAUCGAACGUUGUCUAGUAACAAAAGUCGAGGAUCGUGCAAAGAUUGAUGAAGUGAUCAAGCUUACUCAGGAAGCACUACGCCAAGUAUCAUGA
Meira miltonrushii is the source of this 1380-nucleotide messenger RNA. Its product is annotated as kinase-like protein. NCBI's taxonomy places the organism in Eukaryota, Fungi, Basidiomycota, Exobasidiomycetes, Exobasidiales, Brachybasidiaceae. Gene Ontology annotation, biological process: protein phosphorylation; regulation of vacuole fusion, non-autophagic; vacuolar protein processing. The record is from RefSeq and is a predicted model, not a curated record. Gene Ontology annotation, cellular component: Golgi apparatus; cytoplasm. The transcript has a single exon. Bases 1 to 1380 code for a protein of 459 amino acids. Gene Ontology annotation, molecular function: ATP binding; protein serine/threonine kinase activity.